This is a messenger RNA of Athalia rosae (coleseed sawfly), 1167 nucleotides long. Its product is annotated as sideroflexin-1-like. Gene Ontology annotation, molecular function: monoatomic ion transmembrane transporter activity. The record is from RefSeq and is a predicted model, not a curated record. Bases 19 to 966 code for a protein of 315 amino acids. Gene Ontology annotation, cellular component: mitochondrial inner membrane. The transcript is spliced from 4 exons. Gene Ontology annotation, biological process: serine import into mitochondrion; monoatomic ion transport. Lineage: Eukaryota; Metazoa; Arthropoda; Insecta; Hymenoptera; Athaliidae.
UCGAUAUUUUCAUUGGCGAUGGCGAAAAUUGACAUAGAAAAACCUCGAUGGGAUCAGUCUACCUACUCAGGUCGCGCGCGACACUUUUUCGCGGCUACCAACCCCCUGAAUCUGCUCGCGACGUCGAGCGAUUUGGAAAACGCGAGAAUCAUCGUUGCGAACCACAGAAAUGGCGUAGAGCAGGUAUUGAGCGAAGAUGAACUUUGGAGGGCGAAAUACCUUUACGACGGUGCUUUUCACCCGGAUACCGGUGAGAAAAUGUUUCUACCCGGUCGAAUGAGCGCCCAAGUGCCGGUUAACAUGUUCAUAACGGGUAUGAUGAUGACUUAUUACAAACGGCGAAGUCGGAUAAUAUUCUGGCAGUGGUUCAAUCAGUCGUUCAACGCCCUGGUGAACUACACGAACAGAAGCGGAAGCUCUACCGUUCCCCUGUCAACAUUGGCGAUGAGCUACGUCGUUGCGACAACCGCAGCUCUGUUAACGGCAUUGAAACUAAAUUCUAUGGUAAAAUCCCUUUCUCCGCUAGCGGGUAGACUCGUUCCCUUCGCUUCCGUAGUAGCGGCGAAUUGCAUCAACGUCCCGCUGAUGCGAGUGACGGAGAUACGGGAUGGGAUAGAACUUCGCGACGGUGAUGGAAAGUUGGUCGGUCGUAGCCGCCGAUUCGCGAUCGUAGCUAUUUACAGCGUAGCGGCGUCUAGGAUCUUGAUGGCCGCACCUAGUAUGCUCUCUUCCCCACUUUUAAUGAACUACCUAGAUAAGAGAGGUGCGCUACGUCGUCACCCACGCUACGCGGCCCCCCUUCAGGUUUUGUGGUGCGGAAUAUGUUUGACUUUUGCAACGCCACUGGCCUGUGCUUUGUUCUCGCAGCGAGCCUCCGUGCCGGUUGGAUACUUGGGAGAAAAAGUUGAGAGGGAAGUUAGAAGAAACACGAAUUCAGACAUCGUGUACUAUAAUAAAGGUUUAUGAAAGACUUAGGCCUCGUUUUCCAAGGAUAAUCGGUUUAUCCUUUUCAUUGCCGCGAACAGCGGACGUUCUUCCAGAACUCGACGCACUCGAAACAGGAAAAGGGUAAUCUCUACCUCUACCGCGAGACAAUGGGACACUCUUAUUCCUCCGUCGUCUUCUUCCCCGACUACGUACAUCCGCAAAGCGGAUGUCGAAGGAACA